AUUUUACCCAGAAACGAUAACCGUCCUGGUAUGUUCGAGCAAGGGAGGGAGGCAGGGAGGGUGAGAGGGAAUUAGGAGAAUCCAUGGCGGUUGCGGAAGCGUGGGAGACGCUGAAGCAGGCGGUGGAGGCCUAUACGGGUCUGUCACCGGCUUCGUUUUUUACGGUUCUGGCUUUGGCAGCGGCGAUAUACUACACGGUGGCGGGGUUCUUCGAGACCCAGCCGCUGGCCCCGCAGCAGCGCGAGCGCGAGGCGGUGGAGCGAGAGCCCCUCCCGUCACCGGUGCAGCUCGGGGAGGUCUCGGAGGUGGAGCUCCUCGCCUACGACGGGUCCGACCGCAAGAAGCCGCUGCUUAUGACCAUCAAGGGUCAGAUCUACGACGUUUCGCAGAGCAGGAUGUUUUAUGGACCAGGUGGUCCGUAUGCAUUGUUUGCCGGUAAAGACGCCAGCAGAGCGUUAGCAAAGAUGUCAUUUGAACUGCAGGAUUUGACCGGCGAUCUCUCCGGUCUCAGUCCCUUUGAGCUCGAGGCCCUCCGAGACUGGGAAAAUAAGUUCAUGAGCAAGUACACGAAGGUGGGCACGGUUAAGCAGACUGUACCUGUGACGGUGACCGAGGGGUCAGAUGCUGGUGCACCCAAUGCGAUAGAAAAAGCUACUCCGGCCACCGAGAAUAUAGAAGACAGUCGAGCAGAUGAUGCAGCACAAACAAAGGAUGUUAAAGCACACCUUGUUGAUGACUCGUCAGAGCCUAAAGCAGCAGAAGCUAAUGAAAAUUAGCCCUCCGUCAGGUGAGGGUCAAGAGGGCAAACUACUUAUUAUCUGUUCCUUGUGAGUAGUGAAUUGGAUAUAUUUCUCAUUUCGGUAAUUAGUGUCAGGCCCUUAGAUUUAGGAAUAACAAAGAUCGGCAGGUUUUAAAUUCA
This is a messenger RNA of Zingiber officinale, 919 nucleotides long. RefSeq names its product membrane steroid-binding protein 1-like. The record is from RefSeq and is a predicted model, not a curated record. Gene Ontology annotation, cellular component: endomembrane system; membrane. The transcript is spliced from 2 exons. Bases 84 to 776 code for a protein of 230 amino acids. Lineage: Eukaryota; Viridiplantae; Streptophyta; Magnoliopsida; Zingiberales; Zingiberaceae.